Solea senegalensis (Senegalese sole) is the source of this 2417-nucleotide messenger RNA. RefSeq names its product podocan (gene podn). The coding region runs from base 154 to 1902 and encodes 582 amino acids. Lineage: Eukaryota; Metazoa; Chordata; Actinopteri; Pleuronectiformes; Soleidae. The record is from RefSeq and is a predicted model, not a curated record. The transcript has 11 exons. Gene Ontology annotation, molecular function: protein binding.
UGUCUCUCUCUCUUUCUCUCUCUCUCUCUCUCACACACACACACAUCUGGAGGGUGUCUGCUGUGGCUGGGACUCGUCUCCUGCUAUGGGACAGCCCGUGUUCAGAGUAGACGGCAGUCUUCGGUGCACUUCUGCAGAAAGGAGAUCGUGAACAUGGCCUUUAGCAGACAUCCCUCGCUGCAGACUCUGACUGUGCUCCUCCUGCUCUGGGUUUUGGUGAACUGCCAGACAACACUUGAACCUGUGGAAGAGGAUGAAGGAGAACCUGUGGAGGAGACGACAGUGGUGACCAAAUCAGAGGCGUUCCAGUGUCCGCUGGACUGCAGCUGCACGGCAGAGGGCUCGGUGGACUGCGCGGGAGUCGACCUUGUGGAGUUUCCCGCCAAGCUGUCAGAUAAAACCCGUCAGCUCUCGCUGCAGAACAACAAAAUCGAGGAGAUAACAGUGGAGCAUGUAUCUCACCUGUAUCAACUGGAAACGCUCAACCUUCAGAACAACUGGCUCACCUCACACGGCCUUGAAGAUGAAGGAUUUGAGAUGCUGGAAGAACUGGCUUAUUUAUACUUGGCAAACAACAAGCUCACUUCAGCACCAAAGGUACUUCCACCCUCACUGAUCAGUGCUGAUUUUGCUGCUAAUCAGCUCACAAAGAUCUACCCGUAUACGUUUGGCUACAAACCAAAGCUGAGGUCUGUGUAUCUUCAUAACAACAAGCUGACAGAGGCAGGACUUCCUGAUCACAUGUUCAAUGGUUCUAACAGUCUGGAGAUCCUGACCUUGUCCAGCAACUUCCUGCGGGUUGUUCCCAACAACCUGCCGCCCAGCCUUUACCGUCUUCAUCUGAAGAGUAACAAGCUGGAGAAAAUCCCAGCUGGGGCCUUUGACACCUUAUCAAACCUCAGAGAGUUAUAUCUUCAGAACAACCUCCUAAGCAACGAGGGCAUGGACAAUGAUACGUUCAGUCAACUGAGCAGCCUGGAGUGCCUCGAUUUGUCAAACAACAACUUGAGUGUUGUCCCCGGGGGCCUGCCUCGCAAUCUGGUGCUGCUACACCUGGAGAAAAACGCCAUCCGCAGCAUCCCUGGAGACGCUCUCACCGCCGUCCGGAACCUUGAAUACUUGCUCCUUCACAAUAACAAGCUCCGUGCACGCUCCAUCCACCCAGCAUCAUUCAUGGGUUUGAAGAAGCUUCAUACUGUACACAUGUAUAACAACUUGCUGGAGCGGGUUCCCAGGGGUUUGCCUCGACGGGCCAAGACACUAAUGCUGCUCCACAACCAAAUUUCCGAACUUGGCCGCAACGACCUGGCUUUGCUGUAUACGCUGACGGAGCUGAACCUCAGCUACAACAAGCUGACCAGUCCAAAGGUUCACCGCGAUGCCUUCAGGAAGCUGCGGGACCUGGAGAAACUGGACCUGUCGGGGAAUGGCCUUCACUCGUUGCCACUGGGUCUUCCCCGCAGCCUGCAGGUGCUGGAAAUCAAGAACAACCAGCUCAACUCAAUACCAGAUGGAGCACUGACGGGCAUGGAGAAGCUACAAAAGAUCAUCCUGAGUGACAAUCAGCUGAAACUGAACUCAGUCUACCAGGGAGCUUGGAUGGAGCUCAGUGCGCUCACAACAUUAGACCUGUCUGGAAACCAGCUGACACACAUCCCCUCUGACCUGCCUGAGUCUCUGGAGUAUCUUCACCUGCAAAGUAACCGCAUCUCUGCCAUUCCUGAGUCAGCAUUCGAAGGCACUCCGAACAUCAAAGGCAUCUUUUUACGGUUUAACCGUCUUUCUGUGGACGCUGUGGACGAGAGCUCGUUCGCCCAUCUGUCUAACUUACAGGUGCUGGACAUCGGCUCGGGAAACAAGAGAGAUGAUCUGGAGGGGGACGAGGACGAGGAGGAAACUUAAACUGACAUUGGACUGACAUGGACUUUGAGAUGGGACUGAACCUGUGAAUGUGUGAAUUUAUUUCACACGUCCAUUAUCGUUUGUUGAAAGAGGCGCAUAUUUCUGGUGCAGGAUACCGGAUGAAGUUACGUUAGUUUCCAUUGUAUGGGCUGGUUAGUAAUGCAUAAACUGUACCUGAGCUUUGAUAUUUUUUUACAUCUACAUGGUUUUAUAAAGAAAUGCACACAAAAAGUCACAAAAAUCCCUGUGAAGUUCACGCUGUAAAAGUCUCAAUCAUUAUGAGAAAGCAUGAAAAAGGACAGAUGUUCACACUGUCAUUACGUCUGCUUUAUUUUCUUUUUAAUUCUUUUGUUAAUGGGUGCCUCGUUAAACAGACUUUAAAAAGUGUUUUUACGGCUAAUAUUGUGAAGCCAUUUGUGUUGAAAACACCAGGACGACCGGUGAGUACGGUGGCUCGUAAGUUCAAAACAAUGUUACAAAAUUUGGGACAAAUUUACACUCAGGACAAAAAGAUU